This is a messenger RNA of Mesitornis unicolor (brown roatelo), 1659 nucleotides long. RefSeq names its product tight junction protein ZO-2-like. Gene Ontology annotation, biological process: cell-cell adhesion; establishment of endothelial intestinal barrier; cell-cell junction organization. Gene Ontology annotation, cellular component: plasma membrane; bicellular tight junction. Lineage: Eukaryota; Metazoa; Chordata; Aves; Mesitornithiformes; Mesitornithidae. The record is from RefSeq and is a predicted model, not a curated record. Gene Ontology annotation, molecular function: cell adhesion molecule binding. The annotation marks the transcript as partial. The transcript is spliced from 11 exons.
AUGAAGACAGCUCAAGCUCUGCACAGAAUGUGGUCACAUGCAGUCAAAAAGUUGGGGAUUUUGAAAGGGCACGCCCCAGGCAUGGAAGAGCUGAUAUGGGAACAGUACACUGUGACCUUACAAAAGGAUUCAAAACGAGGAUUUGGGAUUGCAGUUUCAGGCGGCAGAGAUAACCCUCAUUUUGAAAAUGGUGAAACAUCGAUAGUCAUUUCAGAUGUUCUCCCAGGUGGUCCAGCAGAUGGAUUACUUCAAGAAGAUGACCGGGUGGUCGUAGUUAAUGGGACCCCAAUGGCAAAUGUUACACAUUCUUUUGCAGUCCAGCAGCUUAGGAAAAGUGGAAAAGUGGCCACCAUUGUAGUGAAAAGACCAAGGAAAGUUCAAGCUGCUGCUCUGAGAAGAAGCCCCUCUCUUGACUAUGAGGACAGAGCUCUAGACAUAAUGGAUGAUCAUGCAGAAUUCGAUGGUAAAAGUGCUCAAAGUGGCUAUAGCGACAGGAGCUGGCAUAGUGGUAAUGGUGGGCACAGUCAAAGCUGGGGAAACAGCCUGGAUCAGAGCUACAGAGAUGAACAAGACCGAGGGCGUAACCGAAACAGAGACCGCGAUAGAGAAUGCAGCUACAGCCACAAUCGUAGUCGUGGUAGGAGUGUUGACAGGAGCUUGGAUCGAGAUUAUGGAAGAGAUCGGAGCAGGGGAAGAAGCAUCGACAGGGAUGGUGGCUACGAACAGAACUACGGAGGAGACUACAGCCUGCCCAGUUAUAGUCAUGGAUCUCAACCUGAUCCUAGAUACGCGAGGGAGGUAAGGAGUCGAAGUCAGGACACGCUUCGAUCCCGAAGUCCUUCACCUGAAACACACCGUCAACCUGAGUACCUAGGACCACAGGAUCAGAAUGGACCUAUCAGUGUUCUCUUAACAAAAGGCAGACAUAAUGAAGAAUAUGGUCUUCGGCUUGGAAGUCAGAUCUUCAUAAAAGAAAUGACCCAUACCGGCCUAGCAACCAAAGAUGGCAACCUUCAUGAAGGGGAUAUCAUUCUCAAGAUCAAUGGUACAGUGACAGAGAACAUGUCUUUAGCUGAUGCCCGAAAAUUGAUUGAGAAGUCACGGGGGAAGCUCCAGCUGGUUGUCCUCAGGGACAGAAAGCAGACACUGCUCAACAUUCCUUCAUUGAACGACAGUGACUCAGAAAUGGAUGACGUUUCCGAAAUAGAGUCAAACAGAUCAUUCUCCCCUCAAGAUGACAGAUUGCAUCAUUCUGAUUUAGAGUCACAUUCGUCCAAUGAAAAGCUGAAAGAGAAACCCAAUGCAAAAGAUGAUCCAUCCAGUAGGAUGUCCAGGAUGGGAGCAAUGCCUACACCAUUCAAAUCAACUGGUGACAUUACUACUCCUGCUGUUACAGUUACAGAUGCAAACAAAGAACUGAAGUACCAAUAUGACCCAGCAGUAUCUCAACCAAAACCAGUUACAAGACCAGUUCUUAAACCCAGCCCUGAAGAUGAAGCAAUAUAUGGUCCUAAUACAAAAAUGGUGAGAUUCAAGAAAGGGGAUAGUGUGGGUCUACGACUGGCUGGCGGAAAUGACGUAGGGAUAUUUAUUGCUGGAAUUCAAGAAGGCACCUCAGCUGAUCAGGAGGGACUGCAGGAAGGAGAUCAGAUUCUUAAG